Messenger RNA from Didymodactylos carnosus, 4565 nucleotides. The record is from the annotation of a GenBank genome assembly. NCBI's taxonomy places the organism in Eukaryota, Metazoa, Rotifera, Eurotatoria, Philodinida, Philodinidae.
UAAGAAGCCGUUAGAUUUGUCACAAGACUAAAAUCAGCUGAUUAGAGAGAAAAGAUAAAGUGUUUGAGAAAAAAACACAGAAAGCUGUUAUUUCGCAAUAAGAACGACAGUUAUCCCUUGAAAAAUGAAAAAUUCUAUAUCUCCUCAAGGAAACGCAUUCGAGGCUUGAAACUUUCAGCGUAAAUACUAGACUAAGGUAAAUAUCAUGGUGAAAGUUUCAAGCGGAUACUCUUGAAUUUGACGGAGUUAUGGAUUUUUCAAUUUCUUGGGUUUUCCACUAGGAAAAUUAGAAAAAUGCGUCUAACUUUUGAAGGAAGCAAAUUGCGCACUAUUCCUCUUAGGCUUUUUCAUAUCUCCAUAUGACCUAUCGAAUGGCAUAUGAACGAAGGAAAUCGGAAGGGGACACCUCAGGGGGUUUCCUCGUAAGAAAAGAAACAGAAAAAGACGUUUUGGGAAAUAUAUUCACUUUAUUUCGCUAAAUGUUGAAUAAAAUCAUCAUGUUCUAUAAACACACGUUAGUGUAUCGAGGUGUUCUAGAUCUCAAAGAUUAAUUUCUGUCAGAUGUUGCUGGAGGAUAGGGAUAUGGAGGCGGUGGCAUUUCUCCAACAGUCAUCAUAGUUGGAUUCUGAUAACCAUAAGCAGGUGCAAUAAACCCUUGAUGAACAACAGGAGGAACGUGUGCAGUCCUUCGUUUUGUAAUAUGAAUGAACAAAACGACAAGUACAAUAAAUAUGAGUAGUCCUCCAAUAACAGAAGGUAGAAUAAUAGCAAAAAUAAAUCGGAUGUUAGAUUUAUAUUUAUAUUGACACGUUUUUGUUGUAUAGUCGCAAUUUCCAGAUAAACAAGAGUAAUCAUAUCUACAUGACAUACCAGAACUUUUUUGAAUUUUACACUUGUAGCCUGAGUCAGGAUCACAAUAGGCCGCAGUACCACAUUCCCGAACAUGAGCAUGAUGACCAGAACAGGUUUGUCCUAAUCUUAUUUCAUCUUGACAUUCAUGAUCUUCACAAUAACAUUGACAUGAUCUAUCACUAUGACAUAUACAACCUUGUGAGCAUAGUGAACGAGCACUACCUGUAAGACUGUAGACGGUGGUGAUAAUUAAUAAUAAACUGAACAUUCUUUUGUUAACAAUUACUUUUUAGAUACUAAACAUAAAUAUAAGAUAAAAUCUCUCAUAAAACAUUGUGCGUAUUUUCAUCUGAAUUUGACCACAGUCUGUUUAAACAUAAACAACGUAAGUUUAAACGUAAAGUUCUGCAUUUUAAAUACAUUACAAAUUUACAAUUUUUUAAGCUGGAAAAAAUCGAAAGUUUUUAGAAAAAUCAAAAUUUUGCCCGUAGACCCCGGUUAUCUCUGGAGAAGCUUUUUUUGAUAAAACUGAUAAGAUUCUUAUUGGAAUUUUAUCAGUUUCUUAUACAAGAUUCUUUAAGAUUUCCCAUCGAUAGUCGUAAUUGUCUUAUACGAAUCUUAUAAGAUUUUCAUAAGAGAUUCGGAAGAAAUUCAUAAGAAGUGCCAAAAAUUCUUAUGUUAUUCUUAUUUACUAAAAGGCAGCUUAUGAGUUGAUUUUGCUGGUUUCUGUUAUGAUUAAGUUGCUUCUGUUGGCUCGAAAACUUCAUAAGAGUUUUUGGCACUUCUAAUGGAUUUCUCAUGAACCUCUUAUGGAAAUCUUAUAAGAUUCUUAUAAGACACUUACGACUGUCGAGGAGAAAUCUUAAACAAUCUUAUGUAAGAAACUGAUAAAAUUCCGAUAAGAAUCAAGUCACCGAUAGAGACUUACGAGCGAACCUUUCCAGGUGUCCGACCGCUUUUCUAACGAAAUGCGAUAGUUUAUAGGUAAUCGACUAUGCUGAUUCCGAAUAUGAUAGCCAUUUGGCCCGAGGUCUUUCCUAACCGGUUUCUGGAAAACCAGCUUUCCAGAAACUAGGAAUGGCCUAUGGGCAAAAACGGCUAUCAUAUUCGGAAUCAGCAUAGUCGAUUACGUAUAAACUACCGCAUUUCGUUAGAAAAACGAUCGGACACCUGAAAAGGUUCCCUCGUUAGACGUUUCUGAUAAGAUUCUUAUAUAAGAAUCGAUGUCUAGGGAUUAAACGAAAACUAUCCAGAAUAUGUGCGUAAGAAAAAGGCAUGAAUGAGAUAGAAUAAAGAUUCUAAUAAAGUACUUAGACAUGAAAAACUUGACUUCAAUAUUCAGUAAUAAAAGAAUUUGGUUCAAAUUCUUCAUGAUUAUCUCGAAGAAGAUUUUGGUACUUACGAAUGGCUGAAUGGUUAAUAAGCGUACUUUGGCUCUUAGCGUCUAUAUGAUAAAGCAAAUAAUAUACAGUAAAAACAAAAUGUUUUAUUUAUCAAGUGUUUAUUCAGUGAUAAAUACUCCUAUUUUUUAUUUCCAUGUGGUUAAUAGCCUAGUGUUUGAAAAACAAAAUCACUCUUUUCUAGAAACGAAGAAAAAUGUUUUAUUUUUUUAUCAUUCUGUCCAUGAUAGAUAUGUCGAGUAAUGGCAUGAUUGAAAUAAAAAAUAAUAUCACCGUAUACUGCAGCAAUAAGAACCUGGUAUACACAUGCUAACAGAAAGUUUUACUAUCAUAAAAUCUAGAAUAAUAACUAAAAACGAUAAAAUAGCCAGACCACUGAAGAUUCCGAAAUAUGGUAGCUUAUAAAUAUUUAUAACUCUCAACUUUUUUCGGCCAAUUUUCCAUCAGAAAACCACUUAUAAACCCAUUUAUAAAUCAAAAACUUAUAAAUAAACGUUAUAAAUCGAUUUAUCACAUUUUCGGACAUUGCCCAAACUAUUUUACACUCUGCAGUAGACUGGACAAAUAAGUAUAAGUCGUGUACUUCAUACACAAGACUUGUGUCUUCUUGGAUUUAGACCGUUAGCUUCUCAAAAAAGAUACAAAUCCAUACUUUACAAUGUAUCUGUUUUUAAUCAAUUAAAAAGUAACUCUUUUGCGAAACGAAUAUUUUAGCAAGAAAUUGUUCCGUUUCUCAAAAGAGAUACAUUAUCUCUCAUUUCUAUAUUCCAAAUAAAAAUUAAAUUAAAUAAGAGGUAGAAGCAAUCAAAAUUAUCUUAAGUGAUACUUAGUACUUAUAUUUAAAAACAAUUUUGUUUUCAAAAAGAAGUUGAUUUGUCAACUGUUUGUAAAUCGUAAACGUCAACUGUUGUUUCGAAUUGUUUAUAAAUAACACUGCUCAAAGUAAUGUUGUCUCACUCUUCAAAUUAUCAUGGAUUUUUUUGUACGACAGCAAAGUCAAAAAGGCGCUUCUACCAUAUUGUUCAAAGAAAAUCGUUUUCGACGUCAACGGAAGGUCAAUCCAUAUAGACCCUACCACGCGUAACAGUCGCAUUGUUGGACAAAGUCGAUCACUGAAAAACAUUGAAACUAAUAUUGUAAAGAAUAGUCGAUUACAUAUAAAAAUCUAUUUUUUGCUUUAUCUGACGCUCUUUUGUACAAGAAUUUGGGGAUCUAAGCAGAGUCGAUUUAGUGUUCGGGACGCAUGCCUCGUUCAUUUAAUCUCAGAUGGGGAGGGAUAGUGAUCCGUGAUAUAAACUAAAAUUUCUUUAUUUCGCUGAAAUUUACUAGUGCAAAAUUGCUAUAUCCCAUUUAUAAACUUGAAUACUUCUGGCUACGCCUCAAAAGUGAUAGAAAUCCAUAUUUUAGAAUGUAUCUGUUUUAAUCAAUUAAAAAGUAUCUCUUUUGGCAAGAAAUUAUUGCGUUUCUCAACAAAGAUACAUUAUGUCCGAGCUUGGGAAAAAGUCUUUUGCUUGAUCAAGGUUAGUGUGAUUUUAGUGAUACGGUAUUACUAUGUAGAAUAGAGUGUCUAUAGCCAAGUUCAUCAAAACCUUCUGAUUUUCAUAUAGGAAUAGUCAGAAGACUGCUGCGAACCGAACUGAACCAUGUAUUCCUUUUUGAAAUGAACACAUGUUUUCAAUAAAGUUGUAUAUGUGCCGAAAUUAUAUCUUCUUCCUUAUUUGUACACUCCCCGUAUUUGUCUUUCCUAAUUUCGACAUCUCCAUUGAAAUACACGGCGUUUCAAUAGUCUUUUAGACAAAAGAUAUGAACGCUAACCAAAAAUCAAAACUAUCGUACACUCUAGGAACAAAAAAUCUUCCAUAUUCAGGGUUAUAACUGGUAAAAGACUGAACUAACAACGCUUUCUAUCUCUUUACACAUGGCGUAUUAUCAUGUACAAAGUGUCAACAAUUCAAGGUAUCAAGGACAAGACCAGCUGGAACAUUGCAACCAAGCGAACCACCAACAGGUGUUUUGGAUUUGAUGGGGUUAGAUUUUAUUGGUCCACUACCAUCAUCUGUAGCGGGUAAUAAAUAUAUUCUAGUAUGCACGGAUUAUUUAUCCCGAUGGGCUGUUACACAAGCAACGUCCAAUUGUACGGCUGAAACAGCAGCUAAAUUUCUGGUGGAAAAGAUAAUUUUACAAUAUGCUUCCCGUUGUGGUGUUAUUCAUAUUAAAACAACAACAUACCAUCCACAAACGAAUGGCCUAACAGAACGAUUUAAUGCCACGUUAGCGGGUUCAAUAGGUACAUAUGCUGAUGAAACAGCAUAA